Messenger RNA from Aspergillus puulaauensis, 885 nucleotides. RefSeq names its product N-acyl homoserine lactonase family protein. The record is from RefSeq and is a predicted model, not a curated record. The transcript is spliced from 3 exons. Lineage: Eukaryota; Fungi; Ascomycota; Eurotiomycetes; Eurotiales; Aspergillaceae. The coding region runs from base 1 to 885 and encodes 294 amino acids.
AUGAACAUGGCUGCUUCUUUCAAUCCUGCAGAUCUGCUGACGUCGGCCGCUGUCCCGGCGUUCAAGUGUCCAGCUGGCACGAAGAUGCAUAUUCUUGACUUGGGGACAUUGGAAGCAGACGAGUCAUGGAUCCUACGAGGUGCCAACUCCAGCUCAUCGAGUAACAAAAACCCCGUUAACAAGCGCCGUGAGCUGGUCGUGCUAUCUGCGCUUAUCGACCUACCUGGAACUGGCCUCAUCCUGUAUGAAACUGGAUGUGCGGAGGAUAUCGAUGUGAAAUGGGGUGCCCCCUUUACGGAUGUAUUCCCUCGCAUCAAAUAUGCAGACAACAACAGGCUGCCAAACGCGAUCAAGGCAACUGGUAACGAUAUUAACGAUAUCAAAGCUGUGAUCAUGGGCCAUCUUCACCUCGAUCAUGCUGGUGGUCUUGAACAUUUCUUGGAUACGGAUGUCCCUAUCAUUGUUCACGAAGAAGAGUUCAAACACGCCUGUUGGGCUGUUGCAACUGGUGCAGACUUGGGCGUCUACCUUGGCCACUAUAUGUUACUAGAGAAACUCAACUGGCAGACAUUUACUGACUCAACGUUGGAGAUCUACCAAGGCAUUACUCUGCAUCACUCCCCUGGCCACACUCCGGGUCUCUGUCUCAUGCAAGUCAACCUUGAAAAGGACGGGACAUUCAUCUGGACUACUGAUCAGUUCCACGUGGCGGACAACUAUGAGAAAGGACACCCGCAUGGUGGACUGGCUCGUGAUCAUACUGCGUGGUACCGCAGUCUAAAUAUGGUUCGCAGGUUGCAGAGACUGUAUAAUGCGCGCCUGAUCUUUGGGCAUGACAAGGUUGUUGCCGAGCAGUUGAUGGCUGAGAAGCCCUAUUUUCACUAG